This is a messenger RNA of Electrophorus electricus (electric eel), 1470 nucleotides long. RefSeq names its product trace amine-associated receptor 7a-like. NCBI's taxonomy places the organism in Eukaryota, Metazoa, Chordata, Actinopteri, Gymnotiformes, Gymnotidae. Gene Ontology annotation, molecular function: trace-amine receptor activity. Gene Ontology annotation, cellular component: membrane. Gene Ontology annotation, biological process: G protein-coupled receptor signaling pathway. The record is from RefSeq and is a predicted model, not a curated record.
CCAGCUACAGGUUGAAAGGACGUUGUGAUUGGCUUCAACCAAGUUCCAUUACAAGAUCUACUAAUUCCCACUGAGAGCUAUGUCCUAACCUUAUGUAAAUUAUUCAGUGAGCAGGGUGUGUACCACAGAAACAUAUAAAUUGCAGUAUUGCACAUGUCUGCAUACCUGCAUACAACACAGUAAGAGUUCUACCACAGAUGGAAUUGGGGCAUUUUAAAAAGCAUCUGUAAAUAUGCAUAUGGCAAUGAAUCAAACUGGUGCUUGUAUCCAAGUGUCUGUCUGCAGAGAAAAAUCUGUAUCAGCUGGUCUUCUUAUGUUCCUUUAUGUGAUUUCAGGAAUUGUUGUCUUGCUGACAGUAUGUGGGAACCUGCUCAUCAUCAUCUCUGUGUGUCACUUCAAGCAGCUCCACACACCCACUAACAUGCUCAUCCUCUCUCUGGCUGUGUCAGACUGUCUGGUUGGAGUUUUUGUGAUGCCUUUCCAUUUUAUGUGGCUGAUCGAAACUUGUUGGAACUUUGACUCUGUGUUCUGUGUGGUUUUUAAUCUAGUGUCUGCCCACCUCACAGCUGUGUCUGUCCAAAAUGUUGCACUUAUUUCUGUGGAUCGGUUCAUUGCUCUCAGCUAUCCGUUUCUCUAUGCCAAAAAAAUCUCACUUAACGUAGCCUACUGUGUGGUUUUGUUUACCUGGCUAGCUCUAUUGCUCUACAGCUCUGCUCUUGUUUAUUUCAAUAGGAAUCACGCAGAUCAUGAAAUGUGUCCAGGACAAUGUCUUUUCACACUAGAUGAAGUCUGUUCUCUAAUAGAUCUCAUUUUAUUGUUUAUUUUACCAUGUGCAGUUAUGAUAAUGCUGUACUCUCAAAUAUUGUUUAUUGUGAAAAGACAUUCAAACGCUAUCCACAAACUGCACGGCAGGAGAAAUGCAAACCAUAGCAACACCAUGAAUUCUAUGAGAUCUGAGAGAAAAGCUGCAAAGGUUUUUGGGAUUCUAGUGGUCAUAUUUCUGUUGUGUUUAGUGCCAUACUAUGUCUGCAGUAUAUUAAUUGCUGGCAUAAAUACAGAAAUGAUCAAUACUAUAAUGAAAAAUAUGCUAACACUAUUCUAUCUAAAUUCCACUAUUAAUCCGGUCAUAUAUGCAUUGUUUUAUCCUUGGUUCAGAAGGAGUGUCUCAAUUAUACUAACAUGUAGGAUAUUGUACACAGAUUCAUCACUAAUAAAUGUCUUGUCUAGUUCCAGAAAUGCUGUAGUUAGUAAGUAGUAGAAAUGUUAUAAAUAUGCACUCAGAUAAAACUGUGAAUUGGGAAAGAUGUCAAUACACAAUGAUCUUUAGAUAUUCUGAACUACUAUGUCAGCAGAUGAUGACAUUCAUAAAUUUUACUGGGCUGGUUUUCAACACAUUUAAUCAAAUGUAUGUAUAAAAUUGUAUAAACAUACAUCAUUAAUUCUUCAAAUAAAUUCUGACUUUUGGUUGCA